Molecule: messenger RNA, 433 nt
Organism: Triticum aestivum (bread wheat)
Lineage: Eukaryota; Viridiplantae; Streptophyta; Magnoliopsida; Poales; Poaceae
Exons: 3
Coding region: 65-433 (122 amino acids)
Source: RefSeq, a predicted model, not a curated record
AUAGCACACUAAGUUCAGGCAGGGUUCAGAAGUGUUUCAUAACAGGAGCCAUUGAGAAGACAGUAUGUCCGGAUCUCAGCGUAGUGGGGUACGUACUCCCUUUGAGGACCUGACAAACAACGACAGUUCAGGUCAAAAAACAGAUCCAAAAGAACUAAAGAGACAGAGGGAAAGGGAGAGGUUUGCACUAAACAGGGAUGCAAUAUUGAAAAAAAGAAAGGAGGCAAGGGAUCGUAAGAAAGCUAUGCCCGCUAUUUUAAAUGGAACCAACACUCCAUCUAAGCCACCCGUGGCCAUGUCGCCUGGUUUUGACACUGUGGGGAUGCCCAGUGCGCAGUCUGCUAUCACCCAGCAACGACACACACCAGUUGUGGAAGGUCAUGUGUUCUCCUACAUCCAGACAUACUACCGGCUUUUGUGUGUCAGCAGCUGA